Molecule: messenger RNA, 1632 nt
Organism: Exophiala bonariae
Lineage: Eukaryota; Fungi; Ascomycota; Eurotiomycetes; Chaetothyriales; Herpotrichiellaceae
Exons: 1
Coding region: 1-1632 (543 amino acids)
Cellular component (GO): cytoplasm
Molecular function (GO): exopolyphosphatase activity
Source: RefSeq, a predicted model, not a curated record
AUGGCGGAUGAAACUACCAUGCCACCACUAUCGACAUAUCUAUCCCGCCUACGCACCACAGUCUUUCCAGAUAGCAUCUAUGGGCUCCAGUCUUCGAUCGCUACGCCGCUGCGAUCGUCACAAAUCAACAACAAGAAUGUCACGCUGGUGAUGGGAAAUCCAUCCGCUGACCUCGAUAGCUUUAUCUCUGCGGUCGUGCUCUCGUACUUCUACAACCACAGGCAGAGUCGAACAGCGGCGGGGACCACCAAACACUCAGAGUCCUCGGCACCUAUAGCGCCGACGCUAUACGUGCCGAUAUUGAAUCUGCCAGCGGUCAGAUCUGGAGAUCUAUGGCGACAACGGCCGGAAUUUGCGGUUGCGUUGAAAAUCGCGUUAGGGAAGCCUGUGGGUCAAGAGCAGUCGAGCGAGGGCGACGGAUUGAAUGGAAAAGCAAAUGGCGGGAAAGAGGGUCCUGAAGAGCUUGAGCAGGUGAUCACGAUCGGGGACGUGAAAGACGAUGAGUCAAGCACUCUGCAUGCGUUAUUCUCUUCAAAAGCAGCGGGUCCUGGCCAGGCGGCAGAGUCCGUGUUUUCCUCUGCGGCUACAACUGACGGGCAGUCAAAACAGGCGCUCUUACUGGUCGAUCACAACUCACCUUCGAUCCCGGGCCUAGAUGACGAGACAAUAAAAGCACGCUUCAAUGUCGUUGGCUGUGUUGACCACCACAUCGAUGAGGCUUAUGUGCCUAAAGACGUAGAACCUAGAGUCGUCACUACUGGGAUUGGCAGCUGUACAAGUCUCGUGGUGGAGCACCUCAGACAGCAGGGGUUAUGGCCAGAAGGAGGGUCAGAGAAGUCAGACGUUGGGAGUGCAAGGGACAACGGGGAACAAGGUAAUGCGGACGAGGGCUUAUUGCAGAUUGCGAAGCUUGCGCUCGCUCCUAUUCUCAUCGACACGUCGAACCUGCGUGCGAGAGGCGAUAAAUGCUCAGAUACAGAUCGUGAAGCGGUUCGGUUCUUGGAGACUGUCAUCUCGAAUCACACCGGUAGCGCCCAGGACGUCGCAACCUCAUCGUCAUCUUCUCGCCAACAGCAGCACCAGCAAUCACAACUACAAUCGCAAUCACGAUGGGACCGUACAUCCGAGUACGACGCCAUCUCGACGGCGAAAUCCAAUUCUCUCUCCCUGCUCACGAUGCAAGAGACCUUCGAUCGCGACUAUAAAGCGUGGGUGGAGGUGACGACAGGCUCGUCUAACAGCCAAAAGGUCAAUAUUGGAACGACAUCACUGGUAAAGCCGCUCUCCUGGCUGAUCGAACAUGCUGGUGGAAGACAGCAAUUCGUCGACGAGAUCGAGAAAUUUGCGCUAGAUCCUGCGAGAGAGCUGGGCGUGUUUGCGAUGCUAACGCGCACGGGUACGGGGAAGAAGGAGGCCGCGGUGAUUGUGAUGGAUGAGGGUGUGAAGGGUGUGGUGGAGGCGUUUGAGAAGGGCGGUGUCGAGUUGCGGUUGCAGGGCUGGGAGGAAGAUGGAGACUUGUUGAAACUGCUACGGGAGAGAUUUGUGAAUGUUGCGGUCUGGUGGAUGGGCGAUACUAGUAAGAGUCGCAAGCAGGUUGCGCCGUUGCUGAGGGACGUUGUUAAGAGUUUAUGA